Trichoplax adhaerens is the source of this 1432-nucleotide messenger RNA. RefSeq lists its product as hypothetical. The record is from RefSeq and is a predicted model, not a curated record. The coding region runs from base 1 to 1284 and encodes 427 amino acids. NCBI's taxonomy places the organism in Eukaryota, Metazoa, Placozoa, Uniplacotomia, Trichoplacea, Trichoplacidae. The transcript is spliced from 34 exons.
AUGAAAACCCUUUUCAUAUUGCUUGUCGCCUCCGUGGCCUUGCCUCUUAUCAUCGCAGCUAAAGACGAAUCAGAUAGUAAAGCAGAAACUAACAAGAGACAAUUUAAUCCUUUCUUUAAAAAGGAAGCUGAAGUAGUUAUUACUAAUUCAUCCGUGAAAUUAGAUGCCUCAAAAGCCGUAAAGGUUGCUAGAUCCGAAGACAACCUACAAAAAAAAGAUGAUCAGUUUUUCAACCCUGGUAAACGCGAUGAUCAGUUUUUCAACCCUGAUAAACGCGAUGAUCAGUUUUUCAAUCCUGGUAAACGCGAUGAUCAGUUUUUUAAUCCUGGUAAACGCGAUGAUCAGUUUUUUAAUCCUGGUAAACGCGAUGAUCAAUUUUUUAAUCCUGGUAAACGCGAUGAUCAGUUUUUUAAUCCUGGUAAACGCGAUGGUCAAUUUUUCAAUCCUGGUAAACGCGAUGGUCAAUUUUUCAAUCCUGGUAAACGCGAUGGUCAAUUUUUCAAUCCUGGUAAACGCGGUAAGAAAAAGUUAUAUAAUGCUUUCUCAAUAAUAAUACAUUUAUCGUUAAAUACUUUCAUUCCUUCGUUAAAAAAGUAUAUGCUUUACUUUUACAAUCUAGAUGGUCAGUUUUUCAAUCCUGGUAAACGCGACGAUCAGUUUUUCAAUCCUGGUAGACGCGAUGACCAGUUUUUCCAUUCCCGCAAAUACGAUGGUCAAUUUUUCAAUCCUGGCAAGCGCGAAGGACAGUUUUUCGAUAAAGGCAAACGCGAUGAUCAGUUCUUCAAUCCUGGCAAGCGUGAUGGUCAAUUUUUUAACCCAGGCAAACGUGACGCCCAAUUUUUCAAUCCAGGCCGUAGAUACGACACACAAUUUUUCAGUCCUGACCGAAGACGAGAUACCCAAUUUUUUGGUCAGAGAAGCGGAAAAGACGAACAAUUCUUUGGCAGUAGAGGAGAUGCACAGUUUUUUGGAAGCAGAAGAGAUGGACAGUUUUUUAACCCCGGCAAACGUGAUGCUCAAUUCUUUGGGAGUAGAGACGACGGUCAAUUUUUUGGCUCCAAAAAAGAUGAUCAGUUCUUUGGACACAAGAAGGAAGAUGAUCAAUUCUUCGGGAACAAGAAAGAUGAUGCUCAAUUUUUCCGUAACAAUGCAGAAGAAACUCCGUCAUAUUAUUCAAUUCCAAGAGCAGAAUUCAUGCAUGAAAAUAGUGGUACUACUAACAACGAUGGUAACAACUGCACCUGUGAUGGUUCUGCACCCGUAAAUCCAUUUUUCAUGUACUAAGAAUCACGUCAUCAGAUGCGCUCUCCAAAUUCCUUUCUGUUGAUUAUAAUUAUCCGAGAAAGUUUAUAUCAUCUAUAUGAUCAUUUUAAUUUCAAAUGAAUACCAAUACCUACCAAUACAACACAGUAGUACAGUAAUACUAAACAAG